AUGACACGUCGUUUCUUCGAGGUGAGCGAUGUUUCUGAGCGACUAGCCCAACUGCAGCGCUGCAUGGGAGUGCUGCAGGAGCCCGGAGGCCAUCAGGGACGCUUAGGGGCCACGCUAAGGGCCACGCUGGCACUGAUGGCCAGCAUUCUGACCCAGUGUGAUCUGCAUUGUCACAGUCAGGCCCUCCGCUCAAUGACCGAACAGCUAGAAACUGCUGCAGUGGGCCGCGACGGCGAGAAGGACCUUUUAAUGCUACUGGGGAGUAUCGUACAAAACCCGCCAACAGUGGCUCCAUCAGCAAGGUUGUACCCUCAGAGCUGUGCCGAGAUCCAUCAUCUAGGAAUCGAAGAGAACGGAAUUUACACCAUCCAGCCAGACCCACGUCGCCCUGCCCUCGAGGCUGCCUGUGACAUGGAGACAGCAGGUGGGGGCUGGACCGUGUUUCAGCGGCGUCUUGAUGGCUCGGCGGACUUCAACCGCACCUGGCAGGAGUACCGGGAUGGCUUUGGCUCCCCUCAAGGGGAGCACUGGCUGGGCAACGGGGCCCUGCACGCCCUGGCGGGCUCUGGGCAGAACGUGCUGCGUAUCCAGCUGGAGGAUUGGCACCUGCAGAGGCGCCAGGCCACCUACAGCACCUUUCGGGUAGCAUCUGAGGCCAGUAGGUACCGACUGACAGCACGGGACUACUCCGGUGACGCAGGAAAUGCUCUCAGCUACAGUAAACGCUACAACCACGAUGGGCGUCCGUUCAGCACCUCUGACAGGGACCACGACCGCUACACAUCUGGGAACUGCGCACAGUACUAUGGAGCUGGCUGGUGGUUCGAUUCCUGCUUCGCAGCUAACUUGAACGGCAAGUACUACCGCGGGCGGUACAGCGGCCUCACCAAUGGCAUCUAUUGGGGCACGUGGUACAUCCUAACAGAUGCGCGUACUGGGGAGAGGUACUCCUUCAAGACUGUUGAGAUGAAGACUCGGCCACGAGGUUUCUGA
This is a messenger RNA of Scleropages formosus (Asian bonytongue), 993 nucleotides long. RefSeq names its product fibroleukin. Lineage: Eukaryota; Metazoa; Chordata; Actinopteri; Osteoglossiformes; Osteoglossidae. Gene Ontology annotation, molecular function: extracellular matrix structural constituent; protein-macromolecule adaptor activity. Bases 1 to 993 code for a protein of 330 amino acids. The record is from RefSeq and is a predicted model, not a curated record. Gene Ontology annotation, cellular component: fibrinogen complex. Gene Ontology annotation, biological process: platelet aggregation; fibrinolysis; blood coagulation. The transcript has 5 exons.